Messenger RNA from Suillus paluster, 1380 nucleotides. RefSeq names its product major facilitator superfamily domain-containing protein. The record is from RefSeq and is a predicted model, not a curated record. Gene Ontology annotation, molecular function: transmembrane transporter activity. The transcript is spliced from 15 exons. The coding region runs from base 1 to 1380 and encodes 459 amino acids. Gene Ontology annotation, biological process: transmembrane transport. NCBI's taxonomy places the organism in Eukaryota, Fungi, Basidiomycota, Agaricomycetes, Boletales, Suillaceae.
AUGACGUCGAAUGCGAGCAGACUCCUGAAUGUCAGACGUAAGAAUGCGGACGCAGUGACCUUCGAGGACAAUGACACACGGGAUCCCAUGAACUUCUCAUACAAAAAAAAGUGGACGAUCACACUGGUAGCGUCUGCAGCAUCGGCCUCCUUUUCUAUGGGCUACCAGUCAAUGAUGCGGGAACUAAACUGCACACAGUUCCAGGCCACUGUCGGAUUGAGCAUGUGGUCAAUCGGAUUUGGCAUGGUUCCUCUUAUCACUUCGUCCUUCACGGAAGAGUUUGGUCGCCUGAAUAUAUACAUCGUGUCAUCAUUCGGCUUUAUGCUCACGGAGAUCAUGGUUGCAUUGUCGCCGAACAUACAGACCGUCAUCCUUGGACGUCUACUGGGAGGUGCAUUCGGCUCAACGGGUGCGACCUUGGUUGGUGGUUCGAUCGCUGAUAUCUGGGGACCACAUGAGCGUGGUCAACCCAUGGCAUUCUUCAGUCUUGCUUGUGUAGCGGCAAUAGGGCUUGGGCCCGUGAUCGCUGGUGUAAUCGAGGCCGACCCCCGACUUGGAUGGAGAUGGAUUCAGUGGAUUCAUGUGAUGUUUUCAGGGGCUUAUUUCAUUUCUGUUGUGUUACUCAUGAAAGAAACACGGGCUACCAUAGUUUUGACUCGCCUUGCAAGAAAGAAGCGCAAAGAGACAGGAGAUGCCAGAUACCAAGCGAAAGCAGAAAUCGAAAAGCAAAGCUUGAUGACGUUGAUCAAGAUUUCCUGCACCCGACCUAUAUACCUCUUGCUGACGGAGCCUCUCGUACAGAGUUUUAGUUUGUGGAUCGGCUUUACGUGGGGUGUUGUCUUUGCCCUUGUGGAGUCUGUCUCCCCUGAUUUCCAGGCGGUCUACGGAUUUGACAUCCAGAACACAGGAUUCAUCUUCAGCACCAUCACACUUGGGAGCUUCAUUGGAUAUUUUGCCAAUAUCUAUCAGGAGAAGCUAUAUCAAAAACAUUAUCCUCGGAAACGUCAGGAAGCGCGUCUUUAUCUUCCGUGUGCCGCGGCAAUCCUUUUGCCAAUCGGUAUGUUCAUCUACGCUUGGACCGUAAGGCCGGACAUACAUUGGAUAGUGCCAGCAAUUGGUCUAACUGUAUUCAUGUCCGGCGCAUUUGUGAUUUUCAUGGUGACUGGGAAUCUUGCCGUAGCAAUUUUUCCUCUUUUUACAACCCAAAUGUUUGCUCGCUUGACGCAUAAAUGGAGUCUGACGUUGUUUGGAUGUAUAGGUGCAGCGCUAGUGCCUAUACCAUGGGUCCUUUUCUUUUAUGGGUCCAGGAUUCGUGCUCGAAGCAGGGUGUCGCGAAAAAUCCUAGAGGAACAAGAGUUGCAAGAAAAGAUGGGUAAGUGA